GGCAGCCUGCACCACCCGCACACGGACGCUCAGAGCCACCUUCUGUUCCCGGGCAUCCACGACCAGCACGGCCCCCACGCCUCCCAAAACGUCCUCAACGGGCAGAUGCGCCUGGGCUUGCCGGGGGAGGUGUUCGCCCGGUCGGAUCAGUACCGCCAGGUCUCCAGCCCCAGGACUGACCCUUACUCAGCGGCUCAGCUGCACAACCAGUACGGCCCCAUGAAUAUGAAUAUGGGCAUGAACAUGGCAGCCCACCACCACCACCACCCAGGUGCCUUUUUCCGCUACAUGCGGCAGCAGUGCAUCAAGCAAGAGCUCAUCUGCAAGUGGAUCGACCCCGAGCAGCUGAACAACCCCAAAAAAAGUUGCAAUAAAACUUUCAGCACCAUGCACGAAUUGGUCACCCACGUCUCGGUGGAGCACGUUGGGGGACCCGAGCAGAGCAACCAUGUCUGCUACUGGGAGGAGUGUCCCCGGGAAGGCAAGCCCUUCAAAGCGAAAUACAAACUGGUCAAUCAUAUCCGAGUGCACACGGGCGAGAAACCCUUCCCCUGCCCCUUCCCCGGCUGCGGAAAAGUUUUCGCCAGAUCAGAAAACCUCAAAAUUCACAAAAGGACGCACACAG
Molecule: messenger RNA, 625 nt
Organism: Balearica regulorum gibbericeps (East African grey crowned-crane)
Lineage: Eukaryota; Metazoa; Chordata; Aves; Gruiformes; Gruidae
Source: RefSeq, a predicted model, not a curated record